Messenger RNA from Numida meleagris (helmeted guineafowl), 3213 nucleotides. RefSeq names its product protein phosphatase 2 regulatory subunit B''beta (gene PPP2R3B). The record is from RefSeq and is a predicted model, not a curated record. Bases 414 to 2159 code for a protein of 581 amino acids. Gene Ontology annotation, molecular function: calcium ion binding; protein phosphatase regulator activity. Gene Ontology annotation, biological process: protein dephosphorylation. Gene Ontology annotation, cellular component: protein phosphatase type 2A complex. NCBI's taxonomy places the organism in Eukaryota, Metazoa, Chordata, Aves, Galliformes, Numididae. The transcript is spliced from 15 exons.
CCGUCCCGGGGCACGCAGGGUGCAUAGGCGGGGCUGGCCGUGCCGGCCGUGCCGCGGGUGGUGUGGACGUGGAGGCGGGCCCCGCUGCCACGUUGGUUUGUUUGUGUGUUUUCUUAAGUUAGGGGAGUAACGUGGUGGCCUGUUUUGGUGCUGAGUGUGGUACUGGAUCUCUGGAGGAAGCGCGUACCUAGUGUGAUGGUGUUAAGCCCAAGUCCUCUGGCUUCUUGAAGAGUACGUAUUUUCUCAAGUGAACAACUGAGCUGAAGUGGUACUAUCCCAAUCCUCAGGUCACAUUAAGCUGAUAGGAUAAGAGGAACUUUGGAUUCUGCGAGACGCUGAAAGUGAAGUGGAAUAAGCAGAUAAUUGUCAAACCUUUAUUUUGAAUUUCUUCCAAGAAGGGAAACUUGUAGAAAAUGCCGCCCGGGAAAGUUUUACAACCUGUACUGAAAAUGAAGGUGGAUGAACUCUUUCUGUGCUGGCUGAGUCAGCCUACAACUCAGCUGAUGCUGAAGGACUGCUUGAGAAGAAUCAAGAAUGAGGAGAAAACUGAGAUUGGCAAUGGGGAUGCAGGAAACGGUGAAAAUGAGAGGUUCACAGCUAAGAAUUCCAAUUCAAAGCAAAGCAUAUUAGGGGAUAUGAGGCUGUCUUUGACGUCUUUCACUCCUCCUCAGCUUUCUGCUACUCUUCCGUUAGCAACUUCAACCAGCCUAAGGAAUGCGUCUAAUGUUAAAGGAACACGUAGAUCUUCAGGAGCCAGAGAAGUUCAGACAAAGAAGGAAGAAACUUUGCCACCAUCGCUUAGUCAAACCAUUCCAACUUUCUAUUUUCCUCGAGGAUGUCCUAAGGAAAAAGUAAAUAUAGAUGCUGUGAUUGCCAAAAUUGAGAGAACUUUCUCACAGUUUCCAAAUGAGAGGGCAACUUUAGAUGACAUGGGGAAAGUUGCAAAGGCUUGUGAUUGCCCACUCUACUGGAAAGGUCCUUUGUUUUACUGUGCUGGAGGUGAACGAACAGGAUAUGUGUCAGUUCAUAAAUUUGUUGCAAUGUGGCGGAAAAUACUUCAGACCUGCUAUGAUGAUGCUGCAAAGUUUGUUCAUCUUCUAAUGAACCCUGGAUGCAACUACUUAGUACAAGAAGACUUCAUUCCUUUUUUACAAGAUGUGGUAAAUAGCCAUCCCGGCCUGUCAUUUUUAAAAGAAGCAUCUGAGUUUCAUUCUCGGUACAUUACCACAGUUAUACAGAGAAUAUUUUAUACAGUAAAUAGGUCCUGGUCUGGGAAAAUUACUUGUAACGAGCUCAGGAAAAGCAAUUUUUUGCAGAAUGUGGCAUUAUUGGAAGAGGAAGCUGAUAUUAACCAGCUGACAGAGUACUUCUCAUAUGAACAUUUCUAUGUUAUCUAUUGCAAAUUUUGGGAGCUGGAUACAGACCAUGACCUCUAUAUUGAUCGGAAGGAUUUAGCUCGACAUAACGAUCAUGCAAUAUCAAGUAGAAUGAUAGAGAGGAUCUUCUCAGGAGCAGUAACAAGAGGUAGAAAAGCACAAAAAGAUGGAAAAAUUAGCUAUGCUGAUUUUGUCUGGUUUUUGAUAUCUGAAGAAGACAAGAAGACACCAACGAGCAUUGAAUACUGGUUUCGCUGCAUGGAUCUUGAUGGAGAUGGUGCUUUGUCUAUGUAUGAAUUGGAGUAUUUUUAUGAAGAACAGUGCCAAAAAUUAGAUAACAUGGCCAUAGAACCCUUGCCAUUUGAAGAUUGUUUGUGCCAGAUGCUGGAUCUCGUGAAGCCACAACAUGAAGGAAAAAUUACUCUGCAUGAUUUAAAGAGAUGUAAGUUGACAAAUGUGUUUUUUGAUACCUUUUUCAACAUUGAAAAAUACCUCGACCAUGAACAGAAGGAUCAAUUUUCUAUUUUGCGGGAUAGUGAAGGUGAAAGUCCAGAGGUCUCUGACUGGGAGAAGUAUGCUGCUGAAGAGUAUGACAUCCUGGUAGCAGAAGAGGCAGCAAGUGACCAGUGGAAUGACGGGUACGAAGCUGAACUGAAUCCUGUAGACCAUCAGAAGGCCAAUGUCCUGAAGUAUCAAAUGGAAAAAAGACCAUUUUUUGAAAUGCCUUCCCAUCUGGCUGAUGUAGACUUGGACGAAUACGACUAUGAAGAGGACUUUGAGUAGUGGUUGCAGUCACCACUUGCAGAAGAGAAGGGACAUUGUGCAGCAGGUCUGCUACACACCUAUAUGUUUCAGUGGGUUUUGGUUCCAGGAACUCAGCUUAGUUUUGUGCUAAAAAUAUUUAAUCACCAGACUACCUUUUACAUAAAAGAAAUGCAUUUGUAUGGAAUGACAAAACUUUUUGUAUUUAUUCAAUAGUCUAUGGUUUGUAAAAUAGAUUCAAAUAUUUAUUUACAGAUGUUGCGUAAUUCCUUCUUGGAAGAAUAACACUAUUUGACUUAAGAGAAGAGUAAAUCUACUGUUUUUAAAAGAACUAUGUAAUUCUAAGUUGACGUGUGGUGCACUGACCAUCUCCAUCCCUUAUGUAAAUAGGUAUCCCUGUUCUGCUGUGGGAGGUGAGGGGACGAUGUAUACCUGGCUGGCAGUGCGUCUGUGCUCAGGAACAGCUUCUGGGGGUUUUAUGCCUUGGCAAGGAAGGGACGUUACUGUGAGCGCAGGAUUUGUCUCUCUCUUACAGACAGUUUCAUUGGACAAGCUGAGCGGUUUGGUGCAUAAGGAAAACUAAUGCCAGAAACAAGCUGCUUCUCUUCUCCGCGUAGUCCUUAUUUGCCCCAACUUUAACUUUGCUUGGCCUUCUAAACUCCAGUGUUUUCAUUGACGUUCAUUAUAAGGAGACGAUUUAAUGGUGAAGUCUGUUUGUGUUCAUACUUGAUCCAGAAUGAGUGUGUUGAAUUCUUGUAGAAGGAACCAAUUUUUUAAAAAAUCCUUUGUAUAAAUGUUACUUGAUCAGUGAUGUGCACUAAUUUGUUGUGGGCAUUCAGUGCUUUCGUCUGUCCCUCCCCUUCAGUUGUUUGCUAUUGACACAUUCCAAGGAUAUUCAUUCAGUGUCACAGCAGCUUGAAAUCGUUGCCUCACUCUUACUGUUAAACAGGUUUUGUUGGGAAAAAAAGUGGACAAAAAGAUGUAAGUUAUUUUUUGGUUGCAGUGUAGAUCUGUUUAAAAUGUUUUAAAAUCAUGUUUGUAUUUGCAAAUAAAGAUUUUCAUACGUGUAAUGUAA